Molecule: messenger RNA, 4875 nt
Organism: Micropterus salmoides (largemouth bass)
Lineage: Eukaryota; Metazoa; Chordata; Actinopteri; Centrarchiformes; Centrarchidae
Gene: usp1
Product: ubiquitin specific peptidase 1
Exons: 9
Coding region: 299-2758 (819 amino acids)
Biological process (GO): protein deubiquitination
Cellular component (GO): cytosol; nucleus
Molecular function (GO): cysteine-type deubiquitinase activity; cysteine-type endopeptidase activity
Source: RefSeq, a predicted model, not a curated record
GUUUGAAAUACGUUUAAUAAAUGAGGUGGCCGUUAUUUGGACAUUUUUGCCGGACGUUUUGAUGUUGUCGCGGUGUUUCACCGGCGAUAUAGCAGCCAGUGGGUAUUCAGCAGGAAAAAGCGCCAACUUCUACUGCACCGUCCGAAUCGUCUAAUACUCCUGUUAAAGACGGUUAAGGCUGGAUAAUCCGUGAAAUAUAUUAAACUUCAAUCUGGAAUGACUCAUUCAGUGAGGUGCGCUGUUGCAUCUUAGUAGGUGGAAAAAAUAUAUCACCCUCAAGGUACUAGGUGGAAAAAAGAUGCCAGGUCUGCAGGGUGAAAAUGUUGUGGCGGCGCCGGGCAGCCCCAUCAAGAAGAGUAAACUGUCUCUGAAGUUCCUCCAGAAGAAAGAAACUAAACGGGCUCUGGAUUUCUCUGAGCCUCAAGCGGAAGAACCCAAAGCAGUUGAGCCUGAGACAAGUGGCUGUGAUCAGGUGGUCCCUGGUCCUUCUCCAUGUCCAGCCUCACCUGGCCUUGUCCUGCCGUGUGAGAAGAGAGAGAACUUGGUGCCUUUUGUGGGGCUCAACAACUUGGGCAACACCUGCUAUUUGAAUAGUGUUUUACAGGUGCUAUACUACUGCCCAGGGCUCAGAGAAGGCAUAAAGAGCCUGUACAAUCUGUCAAAAAGAAAAGACAAAUUAAAGGAAGAAACAGAUAAAUGUGAAGAGCAGUCAGAUGUUGCAGCCGAGGCAUUGCCAGCUCAAAUUGAGCUCCUUGGGAGCUUCAACAGUCUGAUUACAUCUGUGGAGCAGCUGCAGUCCAGCUUCCUGUUAAACCCCGACAGCUUCAGUGAAGGAGAACUCGCCACACCACCUCGUAAAAUACUCCACACGCUCAGGCAGCUGAACCCCAUGUAUGAAGGUUAUCUUCAGCAUGAUGCCCAAGAGGUGCUGCAGUGCAUCCUGGGAUAUAUUCAAGAGGCCUGUGAAACCAUCAGAAAAGAGCAGGAGUUGGAGAGGGAAGGUGAGGAUGUGACUGAAGUUAAAGUUGAGAAUGGAGUCCAAUUGGGUUCCAGCAGCUCUGUCGCGGAAUCCAAAACUACCACAGAAGAGGACGGCCAAGUCAGUGGCAAGAGAAAGAGUGACACCGAAGUGGGAAAUGCCAAAAAGAAGCCAAAAUCUGUCACGUCCAAGAAAUCCGAUGCUGACGAAGACGCUGUUGUUAGAAAUAAACCUCUCACUCGCUCCAAGAGGAGGUCCUCCAGUGACAUCACAGUUGACAGCACCCAAGACAAAGACAGAGAAGAUGAAGGGAUGAAGAAACUGAAUAUGAAGGAAGGAGGCGGGAGUGAUGGUGAGGGGAAAAGUGAUAAGGCAUCUAAAGAGGCAGAUGGGAAACGAAAGAAGAAAACUAGGCUGAGCUGGCUGAGGCCUUCUGGGAAACAACCAAGUAUCUUCUCCAAAUUCCGCAGCGUGGGGAAGAUCAGCUCCAUGAUUGUGAAGAACCAAAACAGACCAGAGCAGGAGAACGGACUGACGGACGAACAAAGUCAGAAUGAGAAGACCAGUGAGGAGAGAUCACCACAAGAUAUGGCUGAAGACAAGAAGGCAAUGAAACAUCAAGAUGGUCUGGACCUGAUGGAGCGCUUGUUUCAAGGCCAACUGGUUCUGAGGACUCGCUGUCUGGAGUGUGAGAGCUUCACGGAGAGGAGAGAGGACUUCCAGGACAUCAGUGUCCCAGUGCUCGAUGAUGAACCCAGCAGCCCAGACGACCCCUCCGAGGUCUCUCCGGAUCCUAAAUCAGAGCUGAAGACUCUGAAAUGGGCCAUCGCCCAGUUUGCUUCAGUGGAGCGCAUCGUUGGGGAGGACAAAUACUUCUGUGAGACCUGUCAUCAUUACACAGAGGCUGAGAGAAGUCUGCUGUUUAACAAAACUCCUGAAGUGAUCACAAUUCACCUGAAGCGCUUCUCUGCCAACAGUUUAGAUUUGGACCCGUAUGCAGGUCUGUCUAAAGUGAACACUCCCUUGCAGACGCCUUUGACCUUGUCUCUGGACGAGUGGUGCACUCGACCCUCAUCCACAAAGGGUCAACACUAUGAGCUGUUUGGCGUGGUUAUGCACAGUGGCGUCACCAUCAGCAGCGGCCACUAUACCGCAUACGUCCGCAUGUCCGAUCUGAAAGAUGUGAAGCUCUGGCUGCGGGACAAAAAAGAAAUGGGGGGGGAGGAGGAAGAGGAGAAGGAAAGUAAGGAGGGACUGCGGGUGAAAGAUGAAGAGCUGGACUACGAUGAUGGGGAGGUGUCUUUCAGCCUGAAUGCAAGGGGACAGAGAGGUGCGAGUUUGGCUAGCAGCAAAGCGGGAGGCAAGAAGCUAUCAGAGGGGGGGGUUGGACUCUUGGGGGGCCAGAGGAGUUUGUCUAGUUGUGACCUUGGGAACAGCAAACACACAGAGAAAGCGGCCAGCAGUGGAGCAACAGAGGGAUCCAAACGGAGAAAAACCAUCAAGAGCCUGGGCCAGAAUACUGAAGCAGGACUUAAAAAGGAGUCUGAGGCUGCAGAAGGAGAGGAGGCAUCGAUGACUUCCUGUGGUGGGGUGGAGGCCACGGAGCAGCAGGCUUUGAACAACCUCCUUGAAUAUGAGGGCAAAUGGCUGCUGUUUGAUGACUCUGAGGUGCGUUUGUUUGAGGAGGAGGAUUUCCUGCGAGCCUGCUCUCCUGACAGAUGCUGCUCAUCGACACCUUACCUGCUGUUCUACAGAAGGAUGCAGGAACCUGCGCACUAACAUGAACACGAGGGGGAGGGUUGUGCCUGUCAGGCUUUUUGGCAGCUGAGCACCCAGACAGAGGACAGUUGUAUUUUGCAAUACAACAAACAGUGCCAAAAAAUACUGUGGCUGCCAUAUUAGCACCUGAACUAGAGAUAAUUUUCAGCCCAGAAAACCUCACAGCUAUACUGUGGUCUCACUGUGGGACCAAAGAUAUUUAGACCUCAUGGACUCGUAUUCCAGGACUCGCCUCAGAUGUCCAUGAGCCAAUCUGGUCAUAUUUAGAAACCCUCUGACAAAUGGGGAUUUAAUUUUCUACAUGCCAGGGAUGACUUCAACCUUUAGAAACAUUUUUUGGGUGCGACUCUUACCUUUUGUAAACAGUUGCAUGUGUUUUUUCUUUUCUCAGUUAUGUUUGUACAGUUCCUUUUUACAAAUUGGAAAAGCACUUUUGGACUAAAAUUUUAUCGAAUGAAAAUGUUGAGUACUUUUUUUAAUUUCAUUUUUUAUAGAACACUGUCAGUGCUGUGUAUAUUUGGAAUAGAUUACUCAACUAAAAGCCAAAUAAGACAAAUCAUUUCUACUUGCAAAGCAAUGCAUAACAUGCUUCAUGAUGUUAGUGAACAAUAUUCUGCAGGUUUAAGAAAAAGCCUUUGCUCACCUUUUGCACUGACUCCAACAUUUUUGCAUACAAACAUGAACACUGUUUCAUAGAUCUGAAGCCUGAAAUUGAUGGAAUCUAUGCUGGAAAAGCCUACAGUAUUGGCCUGGCUUGUAAGAUUUUGUAACAGCACAUUUUUACAUGAAACACACUAAAAUGUUAAGCAUCUAUUAUAUACCAAGCAUGUACAUAUUUUGUUGGUACUAGUGAUACUCAGUUUCUGCAGGGUGCUCAGCAGCAGCAGCUAUUUCUCACUCAGGAGCCUUUUCAAGGUGCAAAUUCAAGAGUGAAGAUACAUGAAACUCUUAAAUUUAUAUCUAUACUAAGCGAUCAUGUUGAGUCAAAAUACAUUUAGCAAGGUUAUGAAAAACUUUCUCUGAGAACACUCUUUCAUAACAAUUUGCAUGUGCAAAUGUGGAUCUGUUUAUUUAAGGGUUUGUUGCUUAAUUCGGCGAGAGGGAAGGGUCAAAGACAGGAGGGUUUAGUAUACAGAGUAAAUCUAACCUUCUCAGUGAGACAGACUCCCACAGCAUGACCCGCUUUCAGUUCUGUUUUUGCACUUGUUCUUUAGAGAACAGGAUCUGUUAAAGUUUGGUCAAGACAAAACAAUUAAACAAGCACAAAUUGAGAGUGCAAAGGGACAGAUUCAUAUGACUAUAACAAGUUUGAAGAGUCACAUGUGCAACCAAUUUUAAGACAUCUGAGCAGGAUGGAUCUGACUGCUUGCCUAUUUCAUAGCUGCAUACUUUCACUGUCAGCAGUUUGUAUUAAUUGUGUUAACUGUAACAGAGCAUUGCAGAACUAAGUGCUUUGACUUGCAGUGAAUUAACAUUCUACCGCACUCAAAUAUUACGCUCGUCCCAGGUGUGGUCAUUUUUCCAGACAAAUCUAAUCCCAGCAACCGGAUUUCAACAUGUCUUUUUGUUCACUAAUGUUCAGGUGCUCACAAUCAGCCAAACAAGCUGGAGAAAAUGUGUGAUUUGAUUUUGCUCUCAGAACUUGUUCCUAGCUUAUGAACUUAUUCCUGUGAAUGCUCAAAUGACUUUCCUACUGAUUAUAGUUUUGUGCUUGUUUAGUGUUUUUUUGGUAAUUAAUAAUAUUGCACAUCUUGACGUGUGAAAAAUAUGAUAAUUAAGUAUUGCGCCUAUGGAGUAAAAUUAUCAGUAUAGGUGAAACUGUUCAUCUCAGGUUAUGCAGCAGACUGUUUGAAAGGCAGUUUCAGGGAUUGAAUCAGUUAUCUAGUUGUGCUUUGUGAGUAACACCUACGGGCUAUUAUUUCGCUAUAAAUCAUAAAACUGGGAAAGGUUUCCAAAGCAAGUUUUGGAAUUUAACAAAGUGCUUAUAGAUCUGGUUUAAUGUGAUGUGACAACAGCCUCAAUAAGUGUUGUCUCCUUUAAACUGUACCUCAUUCCAGCUGUUAUUCUAUUAUGUUGGCAGGUUCAUACUAUCAGCAAUAAAGUUUUUACCUUCACAA